This is a messenger RNA of Paralichthys olivaceus (Japanese flounder), 4347 nucleotides long. The record is from RefSeq and is a predicted model, not a curated record. Lineage: Eukaryota; Metazoa; Chordata; Actinopteri; Pleuronectiformes; Paralichthyidae.
AUGACUGAUUUACCAGAUACUACACGAGAACAGAUCUGGUCAUGCAAGUGCAGUAUUGCAUGGCCUGCCACCCCCUCUAAGAGGGAUGAAUGCAAGUGGGCAGGGAAAGACUAUGUGAAAGAGUGUUCUAACUACAUUCGGGUCCUCCAACCGUACAACCAGACCCACAUGUACAUCUGUGGCACAGGAGCCUUCCACCCCAUCUGUGCUUAUCUGGAAAUGGGCAAGAGAGCAGAGGACAACAUCUUUCGACUGGCGCCUCAUUUUGAGAAUGGCCGCGGGAAAAGCCCCUACGACCCCAGAAUGCUCUCCGCCUCGCUCCUGAUCGAUGGGGAACUGUACUCUGGCACGUCUGCUGAUUUCAUGGGAAGGGACUUUGCAAUUUUCCGUACGCUGGGAGAUCAUCAUCCAAUCAGGACAGAGCAGCAUGAUUCAAGAUGGCUGAAUGACCCCAGGUUCGUCAGCGUACACUUGAUCCCAGAGAGCGACAACCCUGAAGACGACAAGAUCUUCCUGUUCUUCAAGGAGAACGCCAUGGACGGAGAGCACACCGGGAAGGCCACCAUCGCCAGGAUAGGACAACUGUGUAAGAACGAUAUGGGAGGUCACAGGAGUUUGGUGAACAAGUGGACCACUUUCCUCAAGGCUCGGCUCAUGUGUUCAGUCCCCGGGGUCAACGGCAUUGAUACGCACUUUGAUGAACUACAGGAUGUGUUUCUCAUGAGUUCUAAGGACCCGAAGAAUCCAGUCAUCUACGCCGUAUUCACCACAUCCAGUAACAUCUUUAAAGGCUCCGCGGUGUGUAUGUACAACAUGGCGGACAUAAGGAGGGUGUUCCUGGGUCCCUACGCCCACAGAGAUGGACCCACCUAUCAGUGGGUGCCCUUCCAAGGGAGGGUGCCCUACCCUCGUCCUGGAACUUGUCCCAGUAAGACGUUCGGAGGUUUCGACUCCACCAAAGACCUUCCCGAUGACGUCAUUACUUUCGCCCGGGGCCACCCGGCCAUGUACAACCCAGUUCACCCGAUAGGGGGGCGUCCCAUCAUGGUGAGGACAGAUGUGGACUACCAGUUCUCCCAGCUGGUGGUGGACAGAGUGGAGGCAGAGGACGGACAGUAUGACGUCAUGUUUAUUGGCACAGAUAUGGGAACAGUGCUGAAGGUGGUGACGAUCCCCAGAGAGAGCUGGCACGACCUGGAGGAGGUGGUGUUGGAGGAGAUGACGGUCUUUAGGGAGCCCACUACCAUUACUGCCAUGGAGCUGUCCACCAAGCAGCAACAGCUGUACCUUGGCUCGUCCCUGGGUGUAUCGCAGAUGUCUCUGCACCGUUGCGAGGUGUAUGGGAAAGCUUGCGCCGAGUGCUGCUUGGCCCGAGACCCGUACUGCGCCUGGGACGGCACCGAAUGCUCAAGAUACUUCCCCACCGCCAAGAGGCGAACCAGACGACAGGAUAUCAGAAACGGAGACCCUCUCUCCCAGUGCUCAGACCUCCAGCAUCAAGACGACGUGGACGGCGUAGGAGGCAGUGUGGAGGACAGGAGUGUGUUCGGUGUGGAGAACAGCAGCAUGUUCCUGGAGUGCAGCCCCAAGUCUCAGAGAGCGCUCAUCUACUGGCAGCUGCAGAAGCUCAACGACGACCGAAAGCACGAGAUCAAGCUGGAUGACAGAGUUCUUCGUACCGACCAGGGUCUGCUCAUCCGCAGCCUCGCACAGUCCGACACAGGAAUCUACCACUGCCAGGCCGUCGAGCACGGCUUCAUUCAGCCCCUUCUCCGCCUCAACCUCCAGGUCAUCCCCUCCCAGAAACUGGCCGACAUCCUUCCAGGAAUACCCGGAGCGGGAGGCGGCGUGGGUCAGUCCCCCAAGCACAGAGUGUGGUACAGAGAUUUCCUCUCUCUGUUGGACCACCCAGACCUCAACAGCGUGGAGGAGUUCUGCGAUCGAGUUUGGAAGAAGGAGCGCAAACAGAAGAAGCCGAAGACGCCCAAUGGCAACGAUCAGGGUAAAACUGACAGCGCUGCGUUACGGCCUAAAGCUACAGCUCCCAAUGCUCAGAGGCAGCAGGCCAAUCCACCGCAGAGCAGGCCAUGGCUUCAGGCCGGAGCUCCGACAGUGGAAGGGCCGGUGCGGGGUCAGAAUGCCCAGAAAGGUCAAACAAAUCUGGGUAUGGUGAGCGGCCAGGCGACGAGGAGCAACACGAAGACGCAAAACAGCCAGAAGGGGCAGGGCGGCCUGGCAGGCUCUCAAGCGGCGGGGGGGCAGCGGGCAAACAACCAGCACACCGCCAAGUGGAGACGGAUGCAGGAAAAUAAGAAGGGACGCAACAGGAGGACCCACGAGCUCCAAAGACCUCCGCGUAGUGUUUGAGAUCAAGCACAGACACGCACACACGCAACCAGAUCUACACACACAAGCACAAACCCAUGCAUCCACACAUACUGUCAACACACAAACACGUUCUCGAGAGUGUUUUUCCAGUGUAUGAUUCAGUGACCUCUCCAUGACAAGAACAAAAACACACACAUCAGACACACAGUUUAGAUAGAAGUCGAGCCGCACACACGAAACUACAAUAACGCUCUCAUUCAAAGACUCAAACCCACAUAACCUUGGAAGAGGAGGAUGAACGGAGGAUGGAGAGACUGGAAAAUACUGUAAAUGUGUGAGCAUGUGGCUGGUUGCCUGGGAGACUGUCUGGCGCACAGUUCAACCUCCUGUACAUAAGCUACUAAAAUAAGACGGGGACAGACUGAGGUGUUCGUCAGUGAAGCAGAUGGACUUGACGCUGAGAGGACAGUCGCGUAGACGUUUAUUAGACGCACGGACAUUUACGGAAGCGGAUACAAUGUUUUCCGACCUGCUUCCCUCUUUGACCUGAGCAUGUGAACUGCAAGAUAGCAUAAACAGACUCUUAUUUUGAAAGGACUGCUUGAGGACAAAAAGAUUCUUCUGUCUCGUCCGUACGAACAACAGCGCCCCCCACAGGAGGAAAAGGGAGGCGUGCAGUUCACCUCGACGUGUGCACAGCUUUGCACCGGUGGCCCACACUAAAUAGAAGCGUUAUAAACAUGCAAAAACUGCAAAGUCAUGCGGAGAAAGUGCUUCGUCGCAACCCACUCCACCUGAGGCAUCGUGCAUGUUGUCAAUCAAUGUUUUAAUAAGCUAGUUAUUUUAUGGAGUUCUUGGGUCUUCUUUUUUUACUCCCUACCUGAAAAAUGUUACUUUUAUAUUUUCUUUCCUUUCCAAACCAGUGGUUCUUUUUUUUUUUUUUGCAAAAACGAGCAACAUAGCCGCCUCAUCUUGCAUUAUCCCCCCCUCCCCUUCCGCCUCUGAGGAUCCUGUGUAACUUAUUACGUCUUUUCUGGGAUUUCACGAAUUCCGGUUGUCGGCGUAAUACGUGAAAAGCCAGUCGGAAAUAGACUGCCACUUGUUUUUUGUGUACAUAUAUACAACAAACGUAACUCUCUGUGUAUAUACAGUACAUAUACAGUACGAGAACACCACUUGAUAAUUAUUUAUUGCUCAUUGUUUUGUGAAAGGGUUGCAUUUAUUUUUGAUAUUAUGGUAUUUCUGGCUCAUCAGUACAUUGGAGAAACAACGGCAACAUCGUCUACAUGAACUUUGACGGACCAACUGAGUGAAAUACAUCACAGAGGGUUUGAAAGUGAAUUAAGUAAAAGGGGUUUUGCGUCAUUAACCGAAUCCCGUCUUUAAUAAGCACAAUUUAGUCUCUUUUGCCAUAACCAACGAUUUUUUUACUUCGCUUUCCUUUCCCCACAUCCACCAGACAUGUCGUUCAUGCAUCGAGUCGCCAUGAUGUGUAAGAUAAUUCCCCGAAUCUGAGAAAAACCUUAGCUGUGAAUCUCUGUAAGAAAUAGUGGAGAAAAAUGUAAAAUCUAGUCUGAGGAGAAGACACCUUAUUACUGCAUGUGAAUGCUACCUACAGCAAGUGCAUCUUUUUUAAUCGUCUCUCUUUCUGUGUUUUGUGUGAGAGGUAAAGUUUCCUUAAAAGCAAAGUGUGAAUUAUACUUUUGCCAAAACAGUGAUUAAUAGCGAUCCAAGACACUCCGGCCAAAGCCGUUCGAAAUCCAACCUCAGUAAUCUCCGAUUCAAGCUGGUAACCCCUUCCCCUUGUCUUCCUUAUCCCCUCAAUACACGACAAGAGUAUAAAGUGUCAAUGCAAUAAAUUAGAGCGGAUAGCGUUCUGUACCGGCACUCAAAAAGUUUGGUGUGUCCCUAAUUUGGGUCUCUCCCUCAGAGUUAGAAAAAGCGAGAGAGCUGAGAGUUUCCGCUGCUGUAACACGGCUCUUUCUGGCAUGCGUUCAGUUGUCUAAAUAAACAUCUCCG